Molecule: messenger RNA, 741 nt
Organism: Paramecium octaurelia
Lineage: Eukaryota; Ciliophora; Oligohymenophorea; Peniculida; Parameciidae
Source: the annotation of a GenBank genome assembly
AUGUAGUGCUAAGACAUUCUACAUUAUCGUUUCCACAAAGGCAAGAAUUUGAAUUUAAAUUUUAAGAACAUUUUUAUAAACACUUUCCAGUAGACGCUGAGAAAUCUUGGCAACUUUAUGACGAGCCACAAACUGCUAAAUUAGAUGUUCCACAUAUGCAGCUCUUUUUAUUCGUUGAAUUACAAGCUGUAAUUUAACAUUUUGAAUUAAUCCAUAAAUAUGGUGACACGCAAUUAGAUUAUUUUGCAGUUUUUAUUGAGUGACACUAACCAUCCUUAAGAUAGCAUCCAAUGUAGUCAGAACAUGAUGAGCUGUUUAGUCCUGCACAUCUUAUGCAUUAAUUGCUAGUGGAAAGACCACAUCCUGAUGAAAUGCAUGAUGCAGUUGGCACACUGGAACAUUUCACGCAAUUAUCAUUAUACCAUCCACACUGAAAACAUUCAGAGUAAUCUUUAAUUCUCUCACACCCAAAACACCCAUUACUUGGAAUCCAAGAGCAAUCUUCAUUUUCAUAACAAAUUGCUUCCAAAUAAGGUCCACAGGAAUCAGUUAGAUAUUGUUAUAUCAAACAAAAUAGUAAGAAUAAAAUCAUAUAUUAAUAUUAAUAUUGUUUUUUAAAUGUUUUCCAAAUGCUUAAAUAUAGAUUUUUUUGGCUAUGAGUUAUGUCUUACGAGAAAAUAUAAAUUUUUAUUCCAUUAUUAUAUUUUUAGAGACUUUGCUUCAUUAAGAUUUUACGAAUGA